AUGGAGGCCUCUUUCCAACCGUGCUUUGAGGCCACUUUCCAGCAAUGCAUGGUGGCCACUUUCCAGCCGUACCAGAAGGUUGAAGAGGAGUUGCUCCCCAACUACGUCGCAUCCGAAUACUAUCCUGUUCGAAUUGGCGAAAUCCUCCGGGACCGCUACCAAAUCAUAGGGAAGGUGGGUUUCGGAACCACCUCGACUGUAUGGCUGGCACGGGAUCUAAGCGGAUGUCAGCACGUUGCUCUCAAGAUAUACAUCCAUUCCGAAUCCAAGAGGGGCCGGCUAGACAACGAGCUCAAGAUUUACAAGCGCAUCGAGAAGGUCUCCGAGGCUCAUCCGCGCUGCGAUUCCAUCCGUCCGCUGCUCGACUCAUUUGACGUCGAUGGCCCCAACGGGCGGCAUCAGUGUCUUGUGCACCCGCCUCUCUGGUACAGUGUGCGUCAACUCAGGUAUCGCAACGACGUGCGGCGAUUACCGGUGCCGAUCGUGGCCGGUACACUUAUGUGCAUCUUCCAAGCCUUGGAUUUUCUGCACAACGCGUAUCACGUCGUGCAUACUGAUAUCAAAGAGGACAACGUGAUUCUCGGAGCAGAUGAAGCCGUGUUCGAAGAAUUCGAACAAACGCAGCUCGAGCAGCCUACUCCGAGGAAGGAGCUCGACGGGGCAAUCGUCUAUCGGUCCCGCAAGUUCGGCUUUACCGAGAAUCCCUGCGGACCUGUGCUGUGUGACUUGGGCUCGGCUGUGCCGCUAGACGACGGCGUCGAGCACCGGGAAGACAUACAGCCCGAUGUCUAUCGAGCGCCCGAAGUCAUCCUGGACAUCCCGUGGACGUAUAGCGCUGACAUCUGGAACGUGGGAUGCAUGGUCUGGAACAUGUUCGAGGGCGAAACUCUCUUCGACGGCACCGACCCAGAACACAAGGAGUACCGAAGCCGGACCCAUCUCGCUGAGAUGAUAGCCCUCCUUGGGCCUCCGCCACCGAGCCUUCUUGCCCGAGCGAACUAUAGGAGCAAGUUCUUUUCCGAUACCGGUGAAUGGUGUGCGGGGAUCCCAAUUCCGGAAUCGAGACCACUUGAGCUCAGGGAGACGACUUUCCUAGAAGAUGAUGAAGAUAUCAGGGAGGUUACUAUGGUAGGAGACAAAGAAGAUAGGGAGUGUUUUCUGCGCUUCAUGCGGAAGAUGCUGCAGUGGGAGCCAGAAAAGCGCAGCACCGCCAGCGAGUUGUUGGAUGAUGAGUGGAUACUCAAGCACACCUCGUCGUGA
Lasiodiplodia theobromae is the source of this 1260-nucleotide messenger RNA. Its product is annotated as Protein kinase domain protein. Gene Ontology annotation, biological process: spliceosomal complex assembly; protein phosphorylation; regulation of mRNA processing. NCBI's taxonomy places the organism in Eukaryota, Fungi, Ascomycota, Dothideomycetes, Botryosphaeriales, Botryosphaeriaceae. Bases 1 to 1260 code for a protein of 419 amino acids. The transcript is spliced from 5 exons. The record is from RefSeq and is a predicted model, not a curated record. Gene Ontology annotation, molecular function: ATP binding; protein kinase activity.